Oryza brachyantha (malo sina) is the source of this 1024-nucleotide messenger RNA. RefSeq lists its product as uncharacterized. The record is from RefSeq and is a predicted model, not a curated record. Lineage: Eukaryota; Viridiplantae; Streptophyta; Magnoliopsida; Poales; Poaceae. Bases 1 to 882 code for a protein of 293 amino acids. The transcript has a single exon.
AUGACAAGGCAGCUUAUUGCAAUCACACAACACAUACCCAUCCAUCCAUCUAUACCAAACUGCACGACUCCUUUAAAACCACGCCACCCGCCGCCGGCGACCACGCCACCCUCCCCGUUUCUCCUCCUCCUCCUGCCCACGCGUGCUUCCCUCUCCUUCUCCUCCUCCUCCGCGAUGGCCUCCGGCCGCGACCUCUCCGGCGACCCGCCGGACUCCACGCGCCUGCGGAUCGGCGACGACAUCGCCUGGUCGGACGUCGGCGGCGUCUACGACCGCGACGACUCGCUCAAGGAGAACACCAACCCCAAGUGCCUCCUCAAGAACCUCAACCACCUCCCCCACAACGGCGGCUCCUCGCAGAGGUUCUCCGGCAACCUCAAGCCCACGGCGGCGCCCAUCAUCGGCAUCUCCGGGAAGCUCGGCCAGCAGGGCGGGAGGAAGCACCACCACCACCCGCACCCGGCGAUGUUCCCCAAGAAGGCUGUCGUCGGGGGCGGCGGCCGCAACCCCAAGCCCGCCGUGCCCGAGCACGAGCCCACCUCGCCCAAGGUGUCCUGCAUCGGGAAGGUCCUCUCCGAGCGAGAGCGCGCGCGCCGCCGCCGCCCCGGGAUGGGGAUGAGCCCCGGCGGCUGCUGCCCCGGCCUCGGCUCCAUGUUCCGCCGCAGCCACUCACGGAAGAACGCCGUGGAGUGCGUCGACCAGUCCCCGCCUCCGCCUCCUCCCUGGACGUCGAGGCGGGAGCCGGAGGAGGAGCCGGCGCCGGCGCCGGUGCAGGUGCCGGGGCUGGGAGGGAUGAUGCGGUUCGCGUCGGGGAGGCGGGCGGCGGAAUGGGCGGCCGAGAUGGAGUCGGACGGACGCGUGGCGAGAUCUGGGCCGUUGUAGUAGUGGAGCGAUUUGUGUUUGGUACGAGUCUCUGUUGCUGUUGGUUGGUGCCAUGCUUUCGGUGUAGUUGAGAUGUGUACAUACUACAGUUAGGACACAUUUUUUUUGGGCUCUCUCUCGCCAUUUAAUUUUGGUUUAAUUU